AAAAGAUCAAGCAACGAAAAGCAAUCACGACUACACAUUUCCGCGCGCGAUGACCAAAUGAUUCACUCUCUGGAAUUAUUCAAUUGGAUUUAGCUUUACUUACACAAGGACAGCGUGCCUCUCCAAAUGGCGAAGUGUAUAGGCAUUUAAGCUUUUUAUCUCCACACGGCUAUUAGUUGGAUUUUAAAUGCGAGAUAACUUGAAUCAAUGAUAGAAUAAUCCUUUUGUGCUUUAACUGAAAUGACAUUGUCAUCGUGUGCGGAUCUCCCAAAGGACAGCACAAAGCUAACAUUGAACUGCCGAAGCGUUUAUAGGCUAAGGCCUAUACUUUGGCGGGGAUUCCAUGGGCUAUGCCCUCGGGAUGUAAAUCAGUGCAAGGGGAACGAACUAUAGAAAGGAAUUGGAAAAAAAUCAUCUCAAUAUGGAUCAAAAGAAGACUGUCUGUUUGGCUGUGACUUGGCGGAGGAGCCCACGAACGUGCUGUGAUCAUCGGACAACGAGCUGUGCAUCUCCAGAUAUAAAUCAAUCCUCGGAUGGUAUUCCGAUCAGCGGCUCUGGGACGUCACUAUCUAUAGCUACUGACGGUCAAUACAUCCUGAAAGACAACGCACAUGGAUACAGCAAACAUGACAGCGAGUUCGUUUUUCGUGCUUCUUUUUGAAGCGGUAGUGACUUGAAAUGGCAGCUGCUGAGACUUUGGCACCUGUGAAAUCAAAAGAUCCUAAGUUUAGUAGCUCUUCCAAGGGGAGUGUGUCUUCCCUUGGACGAGAGGACACGUUUCCUGUGGACAAACCUGCAGAAAAGGAGAGCACGUUCACGGUUGAUUCAACGGAGAAGACGAAGGAGAAAACUAAAGUUCUUGAAGAACGCAGACGUUCUCAGUUCAACAGUAAUUUAGCAGACGACAGUAAAAAUAUUCAAUCAAAAAUGGCAAAAGGAAAGGAUAAGGACAAGGGUAAGAAAGGCAAAGAUGGCGACAAAAAAGGAAGUGACGCACAGAAACCUGGAUCUGCUGGGAAAGAUCCGCCAAAGGAUAAUAGCUCAAAGGAUAAUGGUAAAGAUAAACAAGACGUUAAAAAGACAAAUAGUGAAAAUGAAAAACCUGACGCUUCAACCGCGGGCGAUUCAGAAAAGCAAACAGACUCUAAAACAAAUGACGAUACUCCGCCUGAAAACAAAGGUGAGAAAGAUGAUCCGGCAAAGAAACCUGACGCUGGUGACGAUCAAGGAUCGGCAAUGGGCAACACGGCCUCAACAGAAGACGAUAAAAAACAAAUGUCUUCAUCGCAGGUAUCAUUGGGUAGCAAAUCACGCCGGAACUCUUUUCUAAAUGCCAAGCAUGUUACGAGCGUUUCGUUGAAGAAGGACGCUAAUGACGCAGACGGGUCGAGGCGAGGCAGUGCGGUGUCCGGCAAAGAUGGUAAAGAUAAUCCAGAUAGUCAUAAAGAUGAUGAAGGAGAGAAACCGGCCGAAACUGAUACCAAGGAGCCAGAUACGGUCAUAGAGUCACCAAAAGGUGGUCCGACGUUGGAUGAGGAUAAAGGGGAAGAAAAGGCUGCUGAUGAACCAAAACCGGAGGAAAAAGAAAGAACUGAUGCAGAUAGCGAUAGGAAAGGAAAAGCUGGCAAUGGUGAUAAAAAUAGUGAUGAAAACAAAACGAAUACUGAGGAUUCUGAUAAGAAAGACGAAAAGGACGUAGGUGAUGGUGAUAAGAAAGAACCAGAGAAGAGUGCAAGUCCCGAAGUGUCCUCUGAAAAGCAGAAGGAAACAGGGGAGGAAGUGAAAGAAGAGGUGAAGGGUGAUCCUAAAGCACCGGUAAUAACUAAGGAGAAAGAAGAGGAGAAACCACCAACCCCAAAACCGAAGACUCCGGCACCAGAACCAAAACAAGAGCCUAAACCUGAGAAAGAGGAAACGAAAAAGAAGGACGAAAAUGAUGAUAAGCCGAAUGUCGCAAAGGAAAAGAAAGAGGAAUCUGAUAGAACUCGGGAGAAGGAUCGGGAGGCCGAGAAAUCGUCAGAGAGAGCACAAGAAAAGGAACCAGAAGCCCCAUCAAAAGAUACAACCAGAGAAGCAGAUGGCACUAAGCCGGAUAGUUUUGAAAAUAAUGGGAAUGCUGAAGAAGAUGGCAAGGACGUCGAAAAGGAACGAACGAGGACAAUGGAGGAUGACAAUGCUGAUCGAACAGAUGGUGCGCCUCACGAAUCAAAUAGUGAUGAUCAGGUUGAUAAUGCACAGAGUAGAGAAAAUACUGAUAUUGAAGGAGUGGAGGAGUCUGAUGGUGAAGAAGAGGAUCGAAGGAAAGAACUUGCAGAGGACGAGAAAGUGAGGGAGCCAACUCCACGGAAGCGACCGACGCCAACUCCAAGGACUCCGAAAUCAAAAGAAAGGAAUGUCCCAAAUCACCCAAGUUCUCGGCCUACACAGAGAGAACCAAGCGAACCGAUAAUGAGAGAAAGGACUCCUGCCAGGGAACCUCCAAGGCAUGGGAGGGGUAAAGACUAUCCAGGCAAGCCUACUCGCGUUGAAAACCCUCCGAGGAAGGGACCAAAUAAAAAUACACCAAGAGAAGAAAAUGAACCUCCGCCGGAUAACACAAAGUAUAAGCCAAAUAGGAAAAUAAGUGACAUGUCCGACUCUGAUACGAAUCAGGGUAGGAGCAACCGUGGGGGUAAUUGGGGAGAAAGGGGUGCCAAUAAGCCGUUUGGAAGAAGUUCGCAAAUGGGUCCAGCUAAGAAGCGUCAAAGCUAUUCCGAUGAUCCCAACAGUGACUUGGAAAUGCGAACACCGCGUUCAAAACCUAAGCGGGGUCCGCAACCGUAUACUACUGGUAACAGCCCCAGGUACGAAGGAUCUAAGGCCAGUCCAAGGUAUGAGAAAAGUCCACGGUAUGAAGUGCCUAAAAAAAGUCCGCGUUAUAAACCGCAGUCGCCAGAACUAGAGGACAGUGAUUCUAGUGAUCCCUUUUUGAAAUUUGAUCGGAACUCUGAAAACCUGGCUGACCUUGAAAAGGACACUAUGAAUGUUCUGGAAGUUAUUCGGAACAUGCAGGAUGAGAAUAGGCGAGCAAUGUCUGAGAAUUCAAAAUUGCGGGAGAAAAAUAUCAAACUACAUCAGACUGUUGGUGAACUGAGGGGGGAAAUGGAUGAGUUGUACGAGGAGAAAGAGGAUGCUCAGAGACGUUUAGCGGAGGAGGGUAAAAAGGAAAACUACGUCAGGAAACUUGAGAAGGAUAUGAUGAAUGCGGAACACGACAGGCAGAAGUACUUGGCUAAGAUCCAGGUUUUGGAGGAUGAAUCGAGGAAACAACAAAGGAGAAUCGCGGAUAAAGAUACUGAGAUAUCUGUUGCUAUUGGUGAAUUGCAGCAACUGCAGCGAGAGAAUGAGAAGCUGUUGAGAGAACGGGUGGCGCUGUCCUCGCGAAGUCCUCGUCAGCAGCGGCAUCGCGUUGCUGUGACUGAGGUCAGCGAUGCCGGGACUCAAACAUUCCACAGUGAAAUGGAUACUGAUGGGGAUGUGGGAAUGGCCGAUAUUCUGAAGCAGGAGGUAAAGUCUUUGAAAGAUUACAAUUCACACUUACAAAAAUCACUACGAGAGGAAAUGUCAAGGCGGGAAUUGGUGCAGAGUCUUCUUGAUGACGUCAUGACCACGAAUGAGGGAUUUCGGAAACACGUGGUCAAAAUUGCGGAUAGUAACAGUGAAGUGGAUUCACUGACCACACAGUUGCGUGAGAUGGAGGUAUCACAGCGCAAAAUGAUGACGGAGAACACACAAUUGAAGGCGUCCUUGACUUUGUUAGAAGCUCAGAAACAGAAGGACGACGCUAUUGAGGAAAUUCUCACAGGGCGUUCGUCAAUGCGGGACAGGAGUUUAGAGAAACGCUUGGAGGAAAUGGAACAAAAACUGCGCCUUUCUGAGCACCGUGUGGUCGACCUUGAGGGGUAUUUAGAUCAGAUUUACAACAAUGACGAUGUGAAAAUCGUGAUAAGGUCAGAUCAAAGGUCAAAUGUUACAGACACCAGUCUUCCCAAUGGUCUUCCUGCCCUCAUGCCCAGUGUUUAUCCGGACAGAAGUCAACCUUCAGCGUUCACAAAAGUAGACUUGAACGCAUACAACAGCUAUGCGCGCCUGGCUAAGAACAAGACUAGAUUUACCAAGCGAUUUUAGAAACUUGCCUAUGGCUUGUGCUUUGCAAGUUGAAUCUGUUAAAAUACGUCACUUAGGUAAUGUAUGAUGCGCGGUAUGAGAGUCUCUGUAUAUAAGUAUCUGUUUCUUGGAUGGAUUACUAAAAUACCUUUUUGGCAGGCAGUAUGGUAUAGAGUGGGUUUUGUCCGAAAUAAUCUGGUGCCAUAAUUGGUAUAGGAGAAACUAUGAUCAGUAUCACCAGUGUCUUUGAUAUUUCAGUUAAAUUCAAACUUGGACGCAGUUGCAUGCGGGUAGCAAUGCGUUUCUUUAGGGUAUGCAAUGGAAGUAUUUCAGGCACCAGCCUGACUGGUGGUUUUUGUAUUGAAUGAUUAACGUACAGGACCGCCGUAAUCUCUGCAGUGAUUGGAGUCGGGCGUUGCUUAGAAACCACCAAGCAAUAAUGUAAAGUAUCACAUUCUCAGCAUUAUACGGCGAAGGAAACUAAAAUGACACUGAAGUAUAGAUUAUUCAAAGCUGGUUCCGUCUCUGUUGCGGUGUCUAUGACAGGAAUAGCGUAUUAGAUGCAUUAGAACAUAUACAUGUAGGAAUAGCCGUGAUUUCUAGGGCCCCGGCGGGUUCUAGGGACAUUAAUCAUGAACCGAACUGAAAUAUAGCAUCCCCGCAUCACUAUAGAGGGCUGCACGGUGCGUCAACGCGGGAUCUGGCAAAAAUCGUGACUUUUCUCCCAGAUUCCAGACAAUACCACUGUCUCAUCUGGUUGGUCUCAAGCUAUAUAGGCCUACCCGUUCUGCAUAUAAGAAAAGGACAGUAUUCAGAGACACUGUGAUAAUUCUCGUAAAACUGGAGGUUCUUUGGUACUUUGCGUGCUACUGCAUGGGAUAAAAUCUGUAGGCCGAAUCAGAGUGUGCGUUAUUGAAAUGAAUACGAAUAAAAUGCAAUGAUGCACAGAUCCUGGCUAUGGUGCUACGUAGCAUAUUACUGUGAUAAUAAUAACCAGUCUCUGCAAGAAUGAUCAUUAUUUGGAACAUAAAUGUACUUGACCGCCUCGAUCAGGAAUGUCAGUCUUCAACUGUUUCAUCAGCUUCGAUUCAUGAUUAUAUAGAUAAGACCAGAAAUCAAGUAUCAAUAGUGUUACAACAAUGUAGGUCAUUCAUUUUCAUAGUAAAACAAGCGGAAUUUAUACGAAAUAAAGUUUUAUUGUUAAUAAUGCUCAA
Molecule: messenger RNA, 5360 nt
Organism: Lineus longissimus
Lineage: Eukaryota; Metazoa; Nemertea; Pilidiophora; Heteronemertea; Lineidae
Product: zinc finger CCCH domain-containing protein 13-like
Exons: 2
Coding region: 679-4167 (1162 amino acids)
Source: RefSeq, a predicted model, not a curated record